AUGGGCAAAGAUAUCAUCAGUCCUGACCUGGAGAGAAAUGAUAGAGACCAGUUUCUGGUCAAUCAUACAGUCCACAACUUCGCCUGGAAUGACUUGACCGUCACCGUCAAGGACCGCCGGACGAAGAAGCCGCUGAAUCUGAUUGAGGGUAUCAGUGGGAGUAUUCAACAGGGCGAACUGGUUGCUUUGAUGGGCCCGUCGGGAUGUGGCAAGACGACUUUGCUCAAUGUGCUCGCGCGCCGGGCAGCUACAUCGGGCGCGAAGACCACGGGGGAAUGCUACGUCAAUGGAGGGCCGCUCGACAAUGCUACCUUUGGCCGGAUCACUUCCUACGUGGAGCAGGAGGACGCUCUGAUCGGCUCGUUGACGGUGCAGGAGACGUUGAAGUUUGCUGCGGAUCUUUCGCUGCCAAGCUCUGUUUCAAAAGCGCAGCGGCGUGACCGUAUCCAGACUCUAUUGGAGUCCUUUGGCAUUCUAAAUCAGGCUGCGACGCUGGUUGGAACUCCAAUCCGAAAGGGUAUCAGCGGAGGUCAGAAACGGCGAGUAAGCGUCGCAAGCCAACUGAUCACCUGUCCGAAGAUUUGUUUUUUGGAUGAGCCGACUAGCGGUCUGGACUCGACGGCGAGUUAUGAGGUGAUUUCAUAUGUCAAGGAAUUGGCGGUAGCCAACAAUCUCAUCGUCAUCGCAAGUAUCCAUCAGCCGUCGACGACCACAUUCCAGCUCUUCGACAAGUUGCUUCUUCUGUCCAAAGGCAAGACCUGCUACUUUGGCCCCGUUCCUCACAUGUCGACCUACUUCAGCAGCAUCGGGCACCCCAUCCCGUUGAACACGAAUCCCGCAGAGUUCAUUCUCGAUAUCGUCAGCUCCGACUUCUCCGAUGCCAAAGAAGGUAAUGCCGUGGAGAGAGUGCAGCACAUGCAGGAUUCCUGGCUGCAGUCCGCCGAGCGGAGGGCCGUGGACAGUCACGUCUCACAGUUGAUCGAGCGCCCCGAGCAGGACGGGAAGAAGAUCACAAUGGGAGAGCUCUCUCGGCCCAGCACUGCGAGUAUCACCUGGUCACUUUUGCACCGCUCUUUCAUCAAGAGCUACCGCGAUGUUGUGGCGUAUGGCAUCCGCAUCGUCAUGUAUCUGGGGCUGGCCAUCAUGAUGGGCACUGUCUGGCUACGCCUACAUGAGUCACAAGAGUACAUCCAGCCCUUCAUCAACGCAAUCUUCUUCGGAUCCGCCUUCAUGAGCUUCAUGGCCGUGGCCUACGUGCCCGCCUUCCUCGAAGACCGCGCGACCUUCAUCAAGGAGCGAGCAAACGGCCUCUACGGCGCCCUCCCAUUCAUAAUCUCCAACUUUAUCAUCGGCCUUCCCUUCCUCUUCCUAAUCUCAAUCCUUUUCUCCCUCGUCGCCUACUGGCUCUCCAACUUUCGCUCCGACGCAGUCGCCUUCUUCACAUGGGUCAUGUGGCUCUUCCUCGACCUCCUCGCCGCCGAAUCCCUCGUCGUCUUCGUCACCUCCAUCUUCCCCAACUUCGUCAUCUCGCUUGCCCUCGUCGCCUUCGCUAACGGCCUCUGGAUGAGCGUCGGCGGGUUUCUCGUCUCUCCGACUAUCCUUAACCCUUUCUGGAAAUAUGUUUUUCACUAUAUUGAUUAUCAGGCAUACGUCUUCCAGGGGAUGAUGGUCAACGAGUUCUCGCGCAGGACGUACACCUGCGGCGACGGGUGCCACUGUAUGUACCAGACCGAUCUUGCGGCGCAGUGCCGGAUUCGAGGAACGGGUGUGCUUGAGUCGUAUGGGUAUGCGACUGGGCGGACGGGGAAGUGGGUGGGGAUCUUGAUUGGUAUUAUUGCUGUGUAUAGGCUGUUCGGGUGGAUUGCCCUGGUUCUGAGACGGAGUUGA
Aspergillus lentulus is the source of this 1887-nucleotide messenger RNA. Its product is annotated as putative ABC transporter. Lineage: Eukaryota; Fungi; Ascomycota; Eurotiomycetes; Eurotiales; Aspergillaceae. Gene Ontology annotation, molecular function: ATP binding; ATP hydrolysis activity; ABC-type transporter activity. Gene Ontology annotation, cellular component: membrane. The record is from RefSeq and is a predicted model, not a curated record.